This is a messenger RNA of Desarmillaria tabescens, 2277 nucleotides long. RefSeq lists its product as uncharacterized. Bases 146 to 1993 code for a protein of 615 amino acids. Lineage: Eukaryota; Fungi; Basidiomycota; Agaricomycetes; Agaricales; Physalacriaceae. The record is from RefSeq and is a predicted model, not a curated record. The transcript has 7 exons.
CAAAAGCCGUGACGCGAUCGCUAAUAGGACUUACUUGAGGGCUGGUCAAUUGCCUCGUGUAUUAUACCACCACCGUCUUCAUACCCUUACAUUUCGAUACCCUUCGUUCGAUACCCUUCUCUCCAUGAAUUAGACUUUUCCAAGCAUGGCCAAGACGAAGGCUCCUAAAAAACUCAAGGAAUACCCUGUGCCUACGGAUCGACACGCCCUCGUCAUCGUCAAUCCUUGGGGCGUGCCUCCGGAAGGCUUCACCCGGUGUACCCCUCAACAAUGGCGGGGCUUCUACAACAACCUGGCUAGCUGGGUAGAAUGUGCUUGCGGUAUCCAGCCUAUUGGAAUGUGGAGAACGUCGGAAGGAGGUCGAGAGCAGGUCUUCGUGGACAUGCCAUUUGGCGGCGAUGCUCUCACCACCACCAUCCCUGGGACGAACGACAGAUCGUUGACUAAGCUUGGUCGUCGCUUACUGGGUGCGCACUAUGCAUCGCGUUUCUUCUGGUGCCCAAGGGCUCUCAACGCUUGGCAAGGCCAUGUCGUUUCCGUAUACGAAUAUGACUGGAAGAGGCAUGGCGAUCUGGAUCGAAAGUUUGACCAUUUUAUCCAAGAUACCCCAGCGUUGACAGAUGAAUUUGUAUGUCGGCGCGGCGAUAACUACCCUCUCCCUGAUGCGCCGCUACCGAAUCCAGUCAAGUGGCUGCUGAAACUGCCACCAGCUGAUGCCUGGGCCACACCUGCGCCAAUAAACGCGUCUCUCAGUAACGUGUCUGCAGUAGUGACACCACCACCUCUUUCUCAAUCUCCCCCCGCAGCUGCAGCUUCACCAUCGCCUGCGCCGGAAACCUUUAUCAAACGCGAUCCAUACGAAGAAGAGGAUGAGUUAAUGCAACAUGUCAAAAAUGAGAUGGAAGACCCUCCUGUCAAGUUCGAGGAUCAAGCUGACUUCAAAGAGGAGGAUAAUGAUCCGCGGACGAUGAUCAAAAGGGACCCAUACGAAGAGGAGAACGAGCAGAUGGAUGGGCUACGUGAUUUGGAACGUGAUCGUAACUCGGAAGAGCGACAACACGUGGAGCGGUGGCAGCCUUAUGAGACCCCUUUGUUACCAGGAAUGCGUCAACGCGACGGGGAACCCAUAUGCGUCAAACAAGAAAGUGAAGACCCACGUCCACUCCAUGAAGAAGCCGCUGAAGGAAGGAUAAAUGUAAAGCAAGAAGAGCAAUCACGACCAUUGUACAACGAGGAAGAAGGCCGGAGGAUCCUGGCUGAUCUCUUAAGGAUGCAAAGAGAGGAAAGGGUGCAGCGUGAAGAACAGUCAAACCAGGCUGUGCAACAAGUCAAGCGUGAACCCGUGGAUAGCGGGUUGGUGCCUAGCGGCAGAGGUCGAAAUUUCUCUGGUCGUGAAGGGCGAGAGUAUAGGCGAGAAAGGGAGCGAAGCCAGACGCUUGCUUCGAGUUCAUCACCAGUGCGAGUCAAGCAAGAACCCGACGACGGCCGGAGGAACAUGAUGCUGGCUUCUCCGACUUCGCAAGUUGACGAUUUCUUAAGUUCAUGUCUGCCCGGAGGGCAGGAGAGAGGAGAACGACAGAACAUUGAUGAUAAUAAAGCAAGAUGGGUACGCAGGGAAUACCAGAGGCUGAACGGAGACAGACACGAGCUCCAGUGGGACCGCCGUAUUAAUGGUGAUAUGCGAAGGAGAAAUGACGAACGGCGCAGAGAGGGCGAGAGACAACAUGACGAGGACGCGCAGCGUGAUCAACGUAGACCAAUAGUUAAGCGCGAACCGGUGGAUCAGUCCCUUAAUGAUGGCAGAACGAGGGACCCGCGAAGAACCCAGCCUGCCCCAACCGCUGAUCCACGGAUCAGAAUUAAAAGAGAAAUGGAUGAUGGCUCUGGUAUGUUUAAGUCUCGUACCUUUGACAAUUCUGAAGUUUGCGCUCGAGCAGGUACAAGUUUAAGUGGACGAUCGGACCAGUGGAAACGUGUUAAGAGGGAGAUGUGAAUUUGACAUAACCGUGAAGUGUAUUUACCAUGUUUAUUGUAUUAAACCGAUGAUUGUAUCGACGCGUAACUGAUUUUAUAUGUAUGUAGGGAUAAUGUACAGUUGCAAGAUCUGGCGUUUUUAUGCAUUUACUCGUUUCAUGUGCUGUAUCACGGUCACCAAAAUACGUGCUAUCCAAUCACUAGUGCUGAACAAAUUAUCGAUGAGAAAUUUCCUGCACUCAUUCAAUGUUCAGCUGACUGGCGCGUACACAGGGGGCCCCUAUACACGUAUCUCAUCGUGAU